GAAGGGGGAAAUUCAAAAUUAAAAAGGGGCGCUCCUGGAAAAUUAGGGUUUGUGAGAUCGAGGAAGAUCAAUCGAAGAAUCAAUCAAUCAGAUUCCUGGAAAUGGACAAGUACGAGAAGUUAGAGAAGGUAGGAGAAGGAACCUACGGAAAGGUAUACAAGGCAAAGGAGAAAACGACGGGACAACUGGUGGCUCUGAAGAAGACGAGGCUUGAAAUGGACGAAGAGGGAGUACCACCGACUGCUCUGAGAGAAGUUUCACUGCUGCAGAUGCUGUCUCAAUCUCUGUAUGUUGUUAGAUUGCUGUGUGUUGAACAUGUUGACAAGAAGAACAGCACCACUGGAAUUGCGAAACCCUUACUGUACUUGGUGUUUGAGUAUCUUGACACCGAUCUUAAGAAAUUCAUCGAUUCUCAUCGCAAGGGUCCCAAUCCUCGUCCUCUCCCUCCUACUCAGGUUCAGAGCUUUCUCUUUCAACUUCUUAAGGGUGUUGCUCACUGCCACAGUCAUGGUGUUCUUCACAGAGAUCUCAAGCCCCAGAAUCUUCUUGUUGACAAAGAUAAGGGUAUUCUUAAGAUUGCUGAUCUUGGUCUUGGAAGGUCUUUCACUGUCCCUAUGAAGAGUUAUACCCACGAGAUCGUCACCCUGUGGUAUCGAGCACCCGAGGUUUUGCUUGGUUCUACCCAUUACUCCACUGGCGUUGAUAUUUGGUCUGUUGGUUGCAUCUUUGCUGAAAUGGUGAGAAGGCAAGCUUUGUUUCCUGGUGAUUCAGAAUUUCAACAACUUUUACACAUUUUCAGGUUGUUGGGAACUCCAACUGAGGAGCAGUGGCCUGGAGUAACUGCUCUGCGGGACUGGCAUGUGUAUCCUGUGUGGGAAUCUCAGAAUCUUGCUCGAGCAGUUCCAUCUUUGGGGGCCGAUGGUGUUGAUCUCUUAUCUAAAAUGCUCAAAUAUGAUCCAGCUGAAAGGAUCUCGGCCAAGGCAGCACUGGAUCAUCCAUACUUUGAUAAUCUUGACAAGUCUCAAUUCUAGAAAUGGUGUAGGAUUUCACUGAAUAUAGGGACUAUUGUUGGUGUAAUAUUUUCAAUGUAUGAUUACUGUUGAACGUGUCAUCUGCUUGGUGAUAUAAUUUCAUGAACUUGUUGAAAUGCUUGUGAGAACUCUGGUUUGUAUAAAGAUAUAUUUGUCGGGGAUGAUGAAGAUAAGAAAUUGUUGUUGCCUUCUUAAGAGUAUAAACAAACAAGAAAAUUUCACAAUUGAUUUAAUGUGCUUUUCUGCUAA
Messenger RNA from Chenopodium quinoa (quinoa), 1280 nucleotides. Its product is annotated as cell division control protein 2 homolog C-like. Gene Ontology annotation, molecular function: cyclin-dependent protein serine/threonine kinase activity; cyclin binding; ATP binding. The record is from RefSeq and is a predicted model, not a curated record. Lineage: Eukaryota; Viridiplantae; Streptophyta; Magnoliopsida; Caryophyllales; Amaranthaceae. Gene Ontology annotation, cellular component: cyclin-dependent protein kinase holoenzyme complex; nucleus; cytoplasm. Gene Ontology annotation, biological process: protein phosphorylation; signal transduction; regulation of gene expression. The transcript has 5 exons. The coding region runs from base 102 to 1031 and encodes 309 amino acids.